Diabrotica virgifera virgifera (western corn rootworm) is the source of this 3582-nucleotide messenger RNA. RefSeq names its product USP6 N-terminal-like protein. NCBI's taxonomy places the organism in Eukaryota, Metazoa, Arthropoda, Insecta, Coleoptera, Chrysomelidae. The record is from RefSeq and is a predicted model, not a curated record.
UUUGGUGGUUUUGAAGUUUUAUAGCGGUUAAGGUGGUGUUGUGUAUGUAAUUUUACCAGAUCCUAUAAUUAAGGUAAAUAAUUUACAACAGAAAGCUAACUAAAGAAACAUUGUACGGAAGAUAAAAAACAAUAAACUAUUUCUUUAAUUUCGUUUCGGGGGCGUUUGAAAUUCAAUCUUUGACAGAUGACAAGUUUAAUGAACAUUUUCUCUUAUAAAUACUAAUUUAUUUAAUUAAAGAGUUUAUUACUGGUUUGUCCUCUGCUUACUAAGUUAAGUGUUUACUUUUUAAGAUGUGGUGAAAGUGUCAAAUGCGUCCAAACACGAAUUGUAAAUACUGGAAUGUAGGUCUGUGUUACAUCUUGAAGAGUUAGAAUAUUCGUAAAUGGGAUGAAUGAAGAGGAUCUUCUUAAAAGGUCAGCUGAAGAGCGAGAAAAAAUAUUCAAGAGGUAUGAGCAAGGCAGAGAAGGAGCAGAAAUUGAUCCUUGGGAAGACCCUGGUUUUGAGGUCUAUCAUACCACUGACAGAUAUGGCUUUAUUCAUGAUAAACGGUUACCAUCGAAAGUGGAUCCACAAGAAGCCAAAAGACUUCAGAUUGAAGUAGAACGGCAGAAGAAAUGGCUGAAAAUGCUCAAGAAUUGGGAUAGUCCUACAAGUAAAGAAAAAGUACAUUCUAGAGUUUAUAAAGGUAUCCCUAAUUCUCUUAGAACUGAAGCUUGGUGCAAAUUAUUAGAGCUAGAUAAAAUAAAAAAGGCCAAUAGAAACAAAUAUGUAGAAAUGAUGGGUUUAGCCAGAAAAUACUCUACAGAUGCCAGGCAAAUAGAUUCCGAUGUAAAUAGACAAUUCCGAGAACAUUUACAUUAUAGAGAGAGAUAUAGUAUCAAACAGCAAUCAUUAUUUAACGUUCUAACGGCUUAUGCUAUGUACAAUUCUGAAGUAGGCUAUUGUCAAGGUAUGUCAGGCAUCGCAGGUGUUUUACUGAUGUAUAUGGAUGAAGAAGAUGCUUUUUGGGCUGUGCAUAUCUUACUAACGAAUCCCAAGUUUGCAAUGCAUGGGCUGUAUAAGGAGGGGUUUCCCAAAUUAACUAGGUUCCGUUUAAUCUAUGCCUACGAAUAUGGGAUAUUUAUUUAUUGGAUGGUGAGAGAGUAAUAACUGCGAUGGCCUACACGAUACUCAAACUACAUAAAAGGCCCUUACUCAAACUGUCGGAUAUGGACUCAAUUGUAAAUUAUAUUCAGGUUAAAUUGUAUAAAGACUUUCAAUACGACGAAGACUCAGUGAUCCGCCAUCUCGAAACGUCUAUGGAGGAGCUGAAGAGACACAAACUCGACCUCCCUGGUCCUCCCACCAAAGACGAACUCCCAGGAGGCGACUUCGGUUUAUUCAAACCUCCCACAUUCGAACAAAUAGUUGGAAUACGAAAAGAUCAAUUUACCAACGAAGAGAAACAAAUGAACGAAAUAGUUUUGUUGACCAGCGAGGCGGCUAAGGAGGCUGUGGACAAGGACGUGGACUGUCAGCUGUCAGUCGCCGAUUCGGUCGGAUUUACAGGCUCGAAAUUCUCAUUCGAUCCAAGCAUGGACGACGCCAGUUCCCUCUUGGAUUGCGAGCACACCGGCUCCAGAAGAUCUCUAGCAGAUACCAGUGUAACGUCAACGGCCGACCUAUCAGUAUUCUCUACCAUAACGCGCUCACAAGCUCACGAGAACAGCUUGGACACUCACAGCAAUAUGUCGGACAACUCAGUGGGCGGAGCCAGCUCUGCCGGAUCGGGCAUAGGCGCGACUAGUAGCUUGCAGAGGGGUGUAUCAAGUCACUCGACCCCUAGAGCUACUCCGAGGAAUCCUUCGCCUGACGUCUUACGGAUUUACGUUCCAUAUACUCCGCUGGAUACACCCAUAGCUAGUCCUCAUAACGGUGAUCUGUCAAGAGCCCCGUGUACUUUUUUAGAUACGAAUAAAAUUAGGAUCAAAAUAGAUAACGAUGAAUUGCCGACUCCUUUGGUGGAACACGGUCAGAUUAAGAAUUUCAUUUUGGAGAGCCCUAUCGAUUUGAAAUAGACGAGAUAUUUUGAGUAAUAAGGAUGCGCUAUUGUCGGGUCACACAUAUUUUCAAGGAAUUUACUUACGGGGACUAGAAAUUGAAUAAAAAUUCUAGAGAAUAAAAGUUUGUGCUCAUCUUUAUUUAUUAAAAAAGAAGCGUGGAAGAACCUAAUAUGAAAACUAAAAAUUAUUCUUUAUUUACAAUAUCUUAUGUGCGUGUAAAUUCUUAAUUGUUAAUAGACACAGAAGAUGUCAAUAAAUUUUUAUAUAGGGUGUUUCAUUAAGAAUGUCCAAUCGUUGAGUUGUAGAUUCUAGAACUCAAAAUAUUAAAAUUUAACCCAAAUCACUUAGAUAAAAUGUGGCUCCUUACCAAGUUACAGGCUUUUUUAUUUAUUUAUAAAAACUAUUUUUACCCAGUACUUUAAAACUAUUUAAAAUAUCGUUAUCAUACUUGGCAGAAAGUGUGGCUACUAUACACCCUACUAAAUUAUGAUAAAUAAACGUUUCUAGCUACUACCAAAGGCGUACGACAGGGGAUAGUGAAUGGAAAAUAGGAGAAUUGCUAUUUUAGCGCUUUUUUCGAUUCUCCAAUACUUUCUAUGAAAAUAAUAUACUUGUCAUUGGUAACGAUAAAGUCAAUAAGUUUUCGAGAUAUUUGAAGCUAAAAAUGAAACGGCGCAGUUAGUUUGAAAUAUAAUAUGAUACGAUUCAUAUGAUUAAUAUUUAAAAACUAUUUGUACCCACUACUUUAAAACUAUUUGAAGUAUCCUUAUUAUACUUGGCAGAAAGCGUAUGUACAGUACCCCAUACUAAAUUAUGUUAAAAAUCUUAUCUGGAUACUACCAGAGGCGUACGACAAGGGAAAGUGACUGGUUGACCGUUCCCAAAUUCUACGCCACUGACUGAAUGCUAUUUUAGUGUAAUGUUUAGAUAUUACAAUACUGUUUAUGUAAAUAAUAUACUCUUAAUUCUUAAGGAUAGAAUCAUUAGUUUUCGAAAUUAUUUGAAGUUAAAAAUGAAGCGACACAAUAUUUAUUUAUUUAUUUAUUAAGCGCAACAGGCCUUGUAGGCCUAGGGCUAAAAUGUUUACAUUUCUGAUUACAUAAAUAAUAUAGUAAAUAACUUAAUAUAACUUACUUAACUUAUAAAUUUUAUUUAAAUACACUUCAGUCUUUUUAUACACUCCUUCACAACCUCUCUCCAUCUCCUUCUGUCCAAUGCUAGUUCUUUCCAUCUCUCAAUGUUACUUUUCUUCAAGUCUUCAUAUACACUGUCCUUCCAUCUUUUCCUUGGCCUGCCUUUCCUCCUCUUUUGUAUUGGUCUUCGUGAAAGUACCAUUUUUGGCAUUCGUUUACUUCCCAUUCUCUCUAUGUGCCCCAAGUAUCGUAUUCUCUGUGCUUUGAUCGUCGUCGUAAUCGUUGGCUCUUGAUAUAGUUCUUCCAAUUCUUUAUUGGUUCUUCUUCUCCACUGACCUUCUAUUUUCACACCUCCAUAUAUUGCUCUUUGCAUUUUUCUCUCCCAUCUUUAACAGGUCUGUUUC